AUGACCACCGCCAACAUGGCAUCACCACUGCCACCAAAGUUGAGCGCUAAGCUUCGCGAGAGUCAGAGAGAGCUGCUGCGCGAAGAAUACCCCUACCUCAGCCAGACCGCACUCGACCAGAUCCUCAACGACUCAAUGGCUGUUGUGCAUAAUGGUAUUGCUAAGCAAUCGCCAUCAAUGGCAGCAUCGAAGGCACGAUCCAACUUCUUCACACUCCCGGCUGAGCUGCGAAACACAAUCUACGAGCUAGCUCUAGCGCCACAGCUAGGCGACAACUGGAUUGCCCGCGAGAUGGACAGAUCUUUCGGGAUCAUGCGGUGUGACCCUAAUGGCAAAAAACCGGGCAGAUUCCCCCCACUACUUAGCGCAUCACAACAGGUCCGAGAGGAGGCACUGUCAGUGUAUUGGGACUUGAACACUACCGCCCUGCAGCUAGAAGCUGUCUACGACUUUCCCCCGGACGGAGGUGUGCACAUUGUUAAUGUGGAAAUCAAGUAUGAAGACAAGAUCCGGCUGCUUGAGCUGCUCGGUCCAAAGCAGUGCGCUUUGAUGGGAAGAGUGGUACUGCUAUAUGUGAAAGACGGGUCUGGGAUCUCGAUGCCCUUCACAGCUAAUCAGAUCUUCCUCAAGCUGCAGCUAGCUAGACUUGGUCUUCGGGAGGAGGCCGUGGUUCUCGAGCAGCGAGAUUCGUGGUGGGAAUAG
Messenger RNA from Fulvia fulva, 702 nucleotides. RefSeq lists its product as uncharacterized. The coding region runs from base 1 to 702 and encodes 233 amino acids. Lineage: Eukaryota; Fungi; Ascomycota; Dothideomycetes; Mycosphaerellales; Mycosphaerellaceae. The transcript has 2 exons. The record is from RefSeq and is a predicted model, not a curated record.